AUGGCUGGCCAGGGCGGCUCCUGGAUGCUGCAGGUGUACCUGCUGGCGCUCCUGGUCCAUCCCCUCGACCCCUCCAGCCGUCCUGAGCGGGGCACCUCGGGCCUGCUUCCCGAGGAGCUGGAGCUGCAGGACACGGACAAUGAGGCCGGCCCGUGGGGGGACCUGGCGCUGCUUGCCUGGACGUGCUUCCUGGGAGACGUGCUGGUCGCGGGCGUCGUCCUGAGCUGCUGCUGCCUCGGCAGAAGGAUCUUGAGACGCCGCAGAAAGGAGCAGAGCCGGGACCAUUCGGGCCGUGCCGGAGCCCGCUGCCACUGCUGCCGGGGCCGCGGCUGCCCCACGACGCUGAUGCAGCUGCUGAGGCAGAACCGCGCCCUGCUGCAGCUGUGCCUGAACCACCCGCCCCGCAGGGCCCCGGGCCGAGGGAGAAGCGCCGGGGCCGUCGGAGAGAGGAGAGUCCGGUCCCACUCAGCGCCGAGUUCCAUCGCGGCGCGGAGCUCCGGGGCAUGUGUGACCAGCGGCAUCCCCAUCUCCAGAGCUGGAGACACCCCAGCCUCAGUCCCGCGUUUCCCGACACCUCUCCCAAAAGAAACUGACAUUUCCUUUAGUAUUCCCCGUCUAGAAGUUCAAGUAGUUUAGGCAUAAGAUUCUUACCCCGUAGUGUUCAAGUAUUUUAAGCAUAAGAUUCCUACCCCGUAGUGUUGUAGUAUUUUAGGCAUAAGAUUCUUACCCCGCAGUAUUCUAGUCCCCCUGUUGUUAUAAAUGAAUUUGUUUUAGUAGGCAGGAUUACGGAUAGUUAAUUGUUGUAAAUAAAUUGUUAGUGUAAUGAAUUGUUUACUGUAAUGAAUUGUUAUAAUUAAUAUAAUAAAUUACAAAGUUAUA
Molecule: messenger RNA, 879 nt
Organism: Taeniopygia guttata (zebra finch)
Lineage: Eukaryota; Metazoa; Chordata; Aves; Passeriformes; Estrildidae
Source: RefSeq, a predicted model, not a curated record